This is a messenger RNA of Antrostomus carolinensis (chuck-will's-widow), 498 nucleotides long. It is a transcript of the gene TCF24, whose product is annotated as transcription factor 24. The transcript has 2 exons. The record is from RefSeq and is a predicted model, not a curated record. Gene Ontology annotation, biological process: developmental process; regulation of transcription by RNA polymerase II. NCBI's taxonomy places the organism in Eukaryota, Metazoa, Chordata, Aves, Caprimulgiformes, Caprimulgidae. Gene Ontology annotation, molecular function: RNA polymerase II transcription regulatory region sequence-specific DNA binding; protein dimerization activity; DNA-binding transcription factor activity, RNA polymerase II-specific. The coding region runs from base 1 to 498 and encodes 165 amino acids.
AUGGACUGUGGACACUUAGCUGAGAGCAGCGAGGAGGUCUCUGUCCCGGGCACAGAGCCCGAUUCCCUGCUGCCUUCUGCUGCCAGCAGCAAUUCCUGCCCCCCCUCAGCAGCUGGGCCGCGGGCUGGGGCACCUCCUGGCAGACCCGCCACCGCCAAUGCCGCUCGGGAGCGCAGUCGGGUUCAAACCCUGCGCCAUGCCUUCCUCGAGCUGCAGAAGACUCUCCCCUCUGUGCCGCCCGACACCAAGCUCUCCAAGCUGGAUGUUCUCCUCCUGGCCACCACCUAUAUCGCACACCUCACUCGCAGCCUUCAGGAUGAGGAAGAGUCACCGGGAGAAGGUUUGGGUACCCUCCGAGGGGAUGGAUACCUUCACCCUGUCAAGAAGUGGCCGAUGCGUUCCAGGUUAUACAUUGGAGCUACAGGACAGUUUUUGACACACUCGGCACAAGGAGACGGCGCAAACCAAGGAGAAACAUCAGCAGCUUCACAAAUCUAA